Messenger RNA from Salvia miltiorrhiza (redroot sage), 1250 nucleotides. RefSeq lists its product as uncharacterized. The transcript is spliced from 5 exons. Lineage: Eukaryota; Viridiplantae; Streptophyta; Magnoliopsida; Lamiales; Lamiaceae. The coding region runs from base 6 to 1118 and encodes 370 amino acids. The record is from RefSeq and is a predicted model, not a curated record.
GUACCAUGUCUCAUCGUAGAGGAUUGUUGGGGUUUGGUAGUCGGUCUUCUGGGCCUGAGGCACAGUCCUCCUCAGGCUCUGGGCCGUAUAUUUCCGCUACUCCAGAGUCUGGUUCCUCUCCACAGAGCGCUGCUGCAUCUGGGUCUAGAAGGCCCAAAGGCAAAUCAGUGGCGCAGAUUAGGGCUGAGUGUGUUAGGCGCGACGGGAGGAUCCUCUUUCAGAGGAAUACUGUUGGUAAGUUGAUCGAGCCCCCGGGGAUCUCCACCUGCUGCACGAACUCGUUUAAGAGGAUUCCGAACCCAGGCGGGUACACGUGGAAGUUAACUCCGCCAACGGUGCAGGAGUUGUAUUUUGAGGAAUUCAAGAAAGAGUUUACUUGGAACCCUGAGGAUGAGGCUGAUGUGAAAAAAAUGUGGUUAGAAAAGGCCCGCAAAAGGUACAGUGACAACAUGAGCGAGUAUAAGAGACUGCUCAAGCAGAAGACCGAGGCAGGGGAGAUGAUGGAGACACCGCUGGGCAUGUCCGACACCUUUUGGACGGGACUCAAGGCAUACUGGGAUCAAGAUGAGGUUAAGGCCGUUUCUAGGCGCGCACGUGAGAACCGAUACUCUGAGCCAGAUGGAGUUGGUACAGGGAUCAGUCGGCACGUUGGAGGGUCUCAGUCGAGUCGUAUUCUGCAGCAGAGUCUGCUCGUGGAUGGUGAAGUCCCCCCAACUGCAUCUAACUACAGCACUUUCCUCCGCCUACACAUGUACGCAGAUGGAACUUUUGUGUCAGAAAAGGAUGCCAACCUUGAUGCGGAGAUUCAUCGUGUUGCUGCUGAGACAGGACGAGAGGACCGACUCGAUGAGGUCUACUUGGAGCUCGUACGUCCCGGUAGGUCACGACUGUACGGCACUGGAAGUGCUGGUGUGAGCCAGUUCAGUAGGGGGUCUACCAACAGUACAUGCUCUUCCCAGAUGUCUCAGCGGAUGUAUGAGACUCGGAUCUCCACACUGGAGGAGCGUCUCCAAAAGGCUGAGGAGGAUAGGGCGGCCCAAGAAGCAGCACGUGAGGCCCUUGAGCAGCGGAUGAGUCAGUUCGAGGAGAUACUGAGGCGGUCGGGUCAGCUACCUUGAGCAUCACUUCUAUGUAUCUAUAUCAUGUUGAACUUUUUUUUUAUGUUAUGUUUCUGAACAAACACAAUUACACUUGAACUUUGUUUAACAUUUGUGUUUUGUUGAACAAUUUAAUUGUUUUAUGUUUUCAAA